Torulaspora globosa is the source of this 4326-nucleotide messenger RNA. RefSeq names its product mitogen-activated protein kinase kinase kinase BCK1 (gene BCK1). NCBI's taxonomy places the organism in Eukaryota, Fungi, Ascomycota, Saccharomycetes, Saccharomycetales, Saccharomycetaceae. Gene Ontology annotation, biological process: protein phosphorylation. The coding region runs from base 1 to 4326 and encodes 1441 amino acids. Gene Ontology annotation, molecular function: ATP binding; protein kinase activity. The transcript has a single exon. The record is from RefSeq and is a predicted model, not a curated record.
AUGCCAUUCCUGAAGAAGAUAACUGGGAGCAGUCACUCGCAUUCGAGGUCAGGCUCGGCUUCAUCGAUCAAGACAUGGUCUGUGGAAUCGCCGUCAAGCUCGGAUAAAUACGGAUCAAGACCUUCCAAGGGGCCAAAGAAGCCGACGACUUUCGAUUACCGUAGUUCUGUGGCGAGUUCCGGAUCUUAUGGAAGCGCCAGUGGCUAUACUCAAAGGCUGCCUGCAGCUCAGAAUGCGGAAGUGGGAUCAUACGGAUCAGAGCUUACGGGAUCCUCGCAACUCUGUGGUAAGCAUGUUACAGACUCCACUGAUGGUGGCUCCGAUUCAAGGAAAUCUUCAGGUGGCAGUGUGAAUAGUCUUUCAGUUAAUAGGCUAAUUCUAUCGUGGGAUACUACAGAUCCUGAUGAAUGGACGGUACAACGUGUGUUAUCGUGGUUGAAGUUUCACGAAUUUCCCGAGUCAUGGAUCAACUUCUUCAGGAAACAGCAGUUGUCAGGUCACAACUUUAUCAAGCUCCUGGCAUAUGAGAACUUUGCAGUAUAUGAGAAAUAUCUGCCACAGUCAAGCAAUGCCUCCUACUCGAGCUUUCAACAGCUUCUAAAACAAACUAUGAGCAAGAAUGUCACUGAUAAUCACAUCCGGCAGCGAAGUUUAGGGAAAUCUAAGGAUUCUACGAGCUCGAAUGAAUCUCUAAGGGCAAGACCAAAGAAGGUUCAUACACAAGAAGAACUCUUGAGCUCGAGAUCGACUUCAGAAUCUGCUCUGUUGUCGACGAAAUCUCAAUCUUUGAGUGAAGACGAAAAGACGAUGAGCAGCGUGCCUUUACGAUCUCACCAGAAGACGACCAGCACUAGCGCCCUUUAUAGAAGAAGUUUGAUAUCACUGAGGGGAUCAACGUCAGGCAACUUACUCGAGGGGAAAACUCCCUCGAGCAUCAAAUUAAGCAUACCCUCGAGGCCUCAUUCGAUUGUCGACACGAGUGAGCCGUCAGCAAAAUCGGGCUCUCCUCCUAGUUCCCCAUAUUAUUCCGGCAUCUUCAGAAGGCAUCAAAAGAGCAGCUCAUCAGAGUCUUCAUUGUUGAAUACUCUUUUUGGCUCAGCAUCAAACAGCAACCUCUCUGAUGACUUUGAAAAGCUCAACAAUCUUAAGUCUGAUGUCACGAUCGAUAACCUGUCGAAAAGUAAGCCCAAUCUGAAUGAACCGAAUUCUUCGAUCUCCUCCAAACAGUCCUCAGGCAUAGCGGAAGAGAAAAGCUCUCUGUGGGGCAAGCUGAGGCGCAGAAGCCAGUUGGUCGGUCUUAACAACUUCCCUCAGACCCCUCAAAUGCAAGUUACGCAACCAAAAGCUACAAGCUUAGGAAAUACUGAAGUGGAGUGGGCCGCAACAUCUUCAGAUGCAAGCGUUGGCACGUUGACGCCAGGUAAUGCUGAUCUCAUUGCUCAAGGAGCCUCCUUAGGCACUCCUCGCAAUAAUCAUACUCGAAAGCUCGAUGAAGGCAACAACUACAGUCCCAAUUCUUUCCUCCUGGAUAAGAAAUUCUACCCGUGGAGAAAUAAGAGCGCCCAAAAUGAUAAUUAUAUCCUCAUAACGAAGGACAAUAAAUCAUUUAUUCCGAUGAACAUUGACAUGAUCCAGACGCUCGAGCAACUUAAAGAAUCAAUAAUACUCAUGCUAGGCAUAAAUCACAGCGAAAUAACACUACAUUUGACAGAUUUUGGAUGCGAGAUUGGUUCCGCAUUACCAGACGAUAUACUGGAGAGGUUGCGUUCCAGCCUAUUCUUGAACACAGCAGGAAAACUGUUCAUUAAAGAUCAAGCCAAGGGAAGGUCGAGAGUUAGGCCUGCGACUUUAGACCGUGAGCUGAAUCAAAGCCUCAGACAGUCUCAAAGCCGAGCUUCCUUUCGAUCCGUUUCAAAUAACAUGUUAGGUUCAAAUGAUGAAGUAUCAAUCGUCAGCUCUUCCUCCGAUAUAACGUCAUUCGAUGACCUCGCCUCGGGACCUGUCCGAAGAUACCCCCAGACGCCCAAUCACUAUUGCGAGACUGUUCCAAAUAACAGUGGAGAGGAGCCCAAUUAUUGGAAUUGCAAAGAUACGUUUCCUGAAAUUGCUAAGUCCCCCAGACCAUUGAGAUCGUCAAGUACAAUACAAAAAGAUAGAUCUAUUGGCCCUGACUUGCCCAUGGAAAAAGCUAGAGUAGGAACAUUUGAAAUUUUGCGGAAAGAUGAUGGAAACGAAAUUGAUUUCAAUAAACGCAGGGAAUCGCCAUAUAUUCAGCCAAAGCUGGCACCACGCAGAGAAGCUCCUAAGCCUCCUACAAAUUCCUCACCUCAGAGGUCGACUUCGCCUUCCAAUCAGCUGCAAAUACCACGCGUGCGUAGAAGUAGCACGAAUAGGCAAGCAACUAAUAACACUAAACUAUCUGUGAAGACAAAUCUAAUUACUUCAAACGAUGCAGUGAGCCCCUCAGCUGACUCAGUCGUCAAUUCAUACACACCAGGAUCCAGCCAUGUCUUGGUCCCUCAACCGUACAGGGGUGCUAAUGAAGGUUCUCGGAAAUCGAAGUCAGACCAAGAUCAGAUACUAAAUCCCGUUUCAACCUUUAUCAGUAAGCAGCGGAGUAAUAGAUCCAACUCCAAUGCGUCUAAUACAAGCUCCAUCUUUACCAUAAGAUCUCAACCGCUUAAGAAAGGAAACUCAAAAAGAAUCAUUUCCUCAGCCUCUGCUGCCGAUGUCUUUGAAGAGAACGACAUUACCUUCAUCGAUGCUCCUGAGCUUUCAGACACCGAGGAUGAUAAUAGCGUAUCCUCUGAUGAGAUAAUUUGGUCAAAUCAUGGUACGAAUAAACCAGAAGAUAAGAACAUACAGAAAUUGCAAAAGACUUCAGGCAUCGAGACUAGUGAUGCGGAGAGCAUGAUACCUUCUUUAGCUGGUGGCGAGGCCGAUGAGAAGAAUGGUGUUGACAGAAAAAUGACUUUGCGCCCAUCACCAGAAGUUGUCUACCAAAACUUGGAGAAGUUCUUUCCUCACGCCAACUUGGAUAAACCUGUACUUGAGGGCGUCACGCCUCCUGUGUCCCCCAAAUCAAUGGACAAUAAGGCAAUGUGUAAAGCUUAUGAGUCAGAAGAGUCAAGAAUGGAAGAUGCUGCUGUCACCUCAUCGCCUACAAGGCGCUCUCCCCAGGCACCCUGUGCGGAGGACAGAGGGAAUCGAAAGGACCGCCUUCCAAAGAGAGCGAAAACUAUAAGGACCAUCGCUCAUGAAGCAAGUGAAGCAAGGAAACAAUCAAUGAAAGUUAGGAGACAAAACACCAAGCUUUGGGGUACUCGUACAGUUGAAGUUACGGACAAACGUAUGGUCUCGAUUAACAAGACUAAAAAUUCACAAGGCCAAUACAAAGAAUUUGCCUGGAUUAAAGGUGAGAUGAUUGGAAAAGGAUCAUUUGGAGCUGUUUAUCUGUGCUUGAACGUCACCACUGGUGAAAUGAUGGCUGUAAAACAGGUAGAAGUUCCAAGGUACGGUUCCCAAAAUGAAGCGAUGUUACAUACUGUGGAGGCUCUGAGGGCCGAAGUCUCAACCCUCAAAAAUUUAGAUCAUCUGAACAUCGUCCAAUACCUCGGUUUUGAGGUGAAAGACAACAUCAAUAGUCUUUUUCUGGAAUAUGUUGCCGGUGGUUCGGUGGGUUCUUUGAUCCGCAUGUAUGGAAGAUUUGAUGAGCCGAUGAUUAAACAUUUAACGACUCAGGUUUUGAGCGGUCUUUCUUACCUACACUCUCGUGGUAUCUUGCAUAGGGAUAUGAAAGCCGAUAACUUACUGCUUGAUCAAGAAGGAAUUUGUAAAAUCAGCGAUUUCGGUAUUUCGAGAAAGUCACAGGAUAUUUACUCGAAUUCAGAAAUGACGAUGAGAGGUACCGUGUUUUGGAUGGCUCCUGAAAUGGUGGACACAGCUCAAGGGUACAGUGCCAAGGUAGAUAUCUGGUCUGUCGGCUGCGUUGUAUUAGAAAUGCUUGCCGGAAAGCGGCCAUGGUCCAAUUUAGAGGUAGUUGCAGCAAUGUUCAAGAUUGGCAAGUCCAAAUCGGCUCCACCCAUCCCAGAGGAUACCUUACCUCUAAUUUCCCAAUUUGGUAGAGAUUUCUUGGAUGCAUGCUUCGAAGUUGAUCCAGAAGCUAGACCCACAGCCGAUCAGUUGCUUCGCCAUCCAUUUCUUCAUCUUGACCAACCUUUUGACUUCAAGUCGACGAAGCUUGCCAAGCUCAUCAGAUCGAAUGAUAGAGUAAACUCAACAAAACUAAGGGCUGGCUCGCAAGAUAAAUGUCAGUUACAAGUUUGA